UGAUAAUUUUGAAUUCCAUUUCCAUAUAUAAUUAUUAAUAAUUUUUAGGUAUGUUCAAAAUCCAGACGACAAACAAUUCCCAGAAAAUUGCCAAAUCCUCCACUUAAACAAUGAAAGAUUCACUGUACCAGAACUCUUAAUGCGCCCUUCAAACAUAGGCAUGCAAUAUAUGGGGAUUCCAGAAGCCGUAGCGAAAUGUAUUGAAUUGUGCCCCGAAAAUGAGCGCCAAACGCUCAUGAAUAAUAUCGUAUUAAUCGGGGGAAAUGCAAAUUUCCCUGGAUACAAAGAACGACUUUAUGCGGAUAUUCGAUAUUUAACACCUUGCCAUUUAUCGUUAAAUAUUCAUCUCCCAGAAAACCCCAUUUUAUAUCCUUGGCAAGGUGGAAAAACCCUCUCUCGAAGUAAGCACUUCCAGUCCAUGGUUGUGACAAAAUAUGAUUAUGAAGAAUAUGGAUCAAAAGUAACUUACAAAAAAUUUAGUGAUUGGUUAACCGCGGAAGUACCUGAACCAAAAAUUGAAGUAAAACCAAAGAAAAUCUCUAUUUUAGACAACUUAAAAGGAUUGGACGUCUUCGGGAAAUGCGGUGAUGAUUCCCAAGAAGUUCCAACGCUGCGAAAAUCGCCAGUAUUAAACCAAAGUAUCGAACAUCACCUCCAACCCUUGAUAGCAACCCCGGUUUUAAAUAAACAAGAACACAUAACUUUACCGGAGAAUGCGUCCAUCACAGUGUUACCACGCGAAAAUGAAUCUACACAAACGAUUGAAAUUAAAAAGAACUUUAUUCCGAUUACAGCGAUUAGAUUAAAAUCGAAUGUGGUAUCCACUUUGCGAUUUAUUCCCAUUGGCGAAGUUUUAAAGGGAAACGCGAUUCUUGGCAAUAUGAAAUUGAAAUAGUUCAUUUUUUUACUUUUCUUUUUAUUCGACUUUUUAUUUGCGGGCGCAAUUUUAGAUAAAAAAAUGUAAUAUCACAACAAAAAAAUGUUGCUGUUUGUAAAUAAUAUUUCCGUACAAAAAAAUAAAUAAAUAGAAAACACACCUGAAACAAUUGGUCAAUUUAACGGAUUCAAACGAAAUUCGCUUGUUGUUCCUUUUACGUUGUAUACAUUACUUAAUCUUUGUAUAUAUACAUUAUAAUAAAAAAACAA
Onthophagus taurus is the source of this 1146-nucleotide messenger RNA. NCBI's taxonomy places the organism in Eukaryota, Metazoa, Arthropoda, Insecta, Coleoptera, Scarabaeidae. The record is from RefSeq and is a predicted model, not a curated record.